GUGGUGAUACAUGUCAAUAAACAUUUGUGCUUUAAUUUGUCAUGGUGUACAACAUUAAGCCUCAACAUUAAGUGUCUUUCUUGUCUUCUUUUUAGCCCCUGCAGUUGCUCUGGUCGCUGUAGGCGUGCUGUUUUACAGAAUUUGACUUUGUGGAGAGGGUUUUGCCAUUGUAAAACUGAAGAGCACACAACAUGACUGUGGCCAAUGCAAAGUCAGGCUCAGCCAUGCAGCAGGUUCUGGACAACCUGAAAGACCUGCCCACAGGCUCGCUUGCCAAAGACAUCGACCUCAUCUUCCUUCGUGGCAUCAUGGAGAGCCGCAUCGUCCGCUCCCUCGCAAAGGCUCAAGAGCGGCUGGAGGAGGUCAAGUUGGAAGCGGUGCGAGAUGACAACGUUCAGCUGAUCUCCGAGAUCCUGGACUCCCUCAAUAAGCUGACUGACAAAGACGCUGCCACUGUGGAGCUCACCCACAUCCUCCAGGAGCCUCACUUUAAGUCUUUGAUAGAGGCUCAUGACCAAGUGGCUGCAAAGUGCUAUGAGAUGCCAAGCGUUGCACCGCUGCAAAACGGCACAGACGCCUUGGCGAAUUGUCUCAUGCCCGCCGACGCCAUCAGGAUGAUUGGCAUCCAGAAGAAAGCCGGAGAACCGCUGGGGGUGACCUUCCGCGCGGAGCGAGGAGAAAUGGUCAUCGCGCGGAUCCUGCACGGCAGCUCAAUUGACCGGCAGGGCAUGCUGCGCACGGGCGACGUCAUCCGGGAGGUGAACGGCCACCAGGUGGGCGGCGACCCGCACCAGCUGCAGGAGCUACUCAGGGACUGCAGUGGCAGCGUCACGCUGAAGGUGCUGCCCAGCUACAAGGACUCACCGGCCCUUCCACAGGUUUACCUGAAGGCCCACUUCAACUACAACCCGGCCUCAGACAACCUGAUUCCCUGUAAGGAGGCGGGCCUCGCCUUCUCGAAGCGAGACAUCCUUCACGUUGUCAACAAGGACGAUCCCGACUGGUGGCAGGCACGCAGUGUUGUGGGCGGAGCAACCGGCCUCAUCCCCAGCCAGUUCUUGGAGGAGAAGCGGAAAGCAUUUGUGAGAAAAGACUGGGAUCUGUCGGGUAAAGGGUUGCUCUGCGGGAAUCUCGUAGCCAAAAAGAAGAAGAAAAAAAUGAUGUACCUCACUGCAAAGAAUGCAGAAUUCGACCGCUACGAGCUGCAGAUCUAUGAGGAGGUGACCAAGAUGCCGCCCUUCCAGAGGAAAACUCUGGUUCUGAUUGGUGCCCAGGGUGUUGGGAGGCGCAGCCUAAAAAACAGGCUCAUCGUCAUGAAUCCUCUCCGAUAUGGAACCACUGUGCCCUUCACUUCGCGCAGCCCCAGAGAAGAAGAGCGAGACGGGCAGAACUACUCGUUUGUGACGCGGCAUCAGAUGGAGCGGGACAUCAAGGACAGCCGCUUCCUGGAGCACGGCGAGUACGACGGCAACCUCUACGGCACCAAGAUCGACUCCAUCCAUCAAGUGGUGGCGGCCGGCCGCACCUGCAUCCUGGACGUCAACCCGCAGGCUUUGAAAGUGCUGAAGACUGCCGAGUUCAUGCCCUUUGUAGUCUUCAUUGCCGCUCCUGAGCUGGACACUUUGAGAAAUAUGCACAAAGCUGUCGUGGAUGCCGGACUUACAACCAAACUACUUACCGAGAACGAUUUGAAGAAAACGGUGGAGGAGAGCGCCAGGAUCCGGCGCGCCUACAGCCACUUCUUCGACUUGACCAUUUACAAUGACAACUUGGACAAAGCCUUCGACCAACUGCAGGAGGCAGUAGAGAGACUAUUUGUGGAGCCGCAGUGGGUCCCGGUCAGCUGGGUCUACUGAUGCUGCCCCCCUCCCCUCCACCAUCGAUCCGACUGGACACUGGACUGUCCUGAGCUGCUAAGCCUGCCAUGUGAACGUAGACACUGCACUGCACACUAUGCAAGUCAGAGCACACAGGAAGUGUACUUAUUUAUUGGCAAACUCGUUUAAUUUACUCAUCAAAUAGAUUGGGAGUCAUAUUGUGUCAGGAUGUUUUGAAUAACAAAAAAUAAUUAAGUUUCCAUGUCCCAUUAUUUUAUGUCACACUUCUCAGUUGUCUAUUUAUUCUGCUAAAAUAAUAGAGGGCUUGCUGAUUGAUACCUCACCUCAGUGUUUUCGUUUACACUUUUGUCAUCUCAUUUUGCCACUAUUUGUACUUUCGUUCUUCUCGUAGUCACAACCCUGCUUUUUUCCCCCCUCCCAUUUCUGGUUCAGAGGAAAUUCAUUUAAAUUGAAGGCUUGUUGUGCCCAUCAACUAUUUCCCAGACUAAGCCGGGCACAAAUCACAUGUGAACGUUGAUGUUUCUUUCUCUCAUUCGAUGUGGUGCUGCAUUUGACUUACAAAAAUAGCCCUUUGAAUUAAACAGGGCGUUGUGUCUCAGUAAACCGUCCCUCUUGAUGUGAUCCCACUUCAACUGUUCAAAAAAUAUUGACUGACUUUAAAAAAAGGUGUAUUUUACUUAUAUUUCAGAGAUGUAUUUCCAUAGAUGUAUUUUCAAAUGUAAAAUAAAAGUUUUUUU
Molecule: messenger RNA, 2575 nt
Organism: Hippocampus zosterae (dwarf seahorse)
Lineage: Eukaryota; Metazoa; Chordata; Actinopteri; Syngnathiformes; Syngnathidae
Gene: pals2a
Product: protein associated with LIN7 2, MAGUK p55 family member a
Exons: 12
Coding region: 192-1856 (554 amino acids)
Cellular component (GO): cell-cell junction; plasma membrane
Molecular function (GO): protein binding
Source: RefSeq, a predicted model, not a curated record